AUGCAUAAAGCCGGAGUAGGGCGCUCGACUUUAGAGGCAUUAGACUGGUGCUGCCACAAAUCCGAUGCCAAAACGUUGAAGAAGCUGGCCUUCUCGGUAGGAUCCCGUGUUGGAACCACCAAAGCGAUCAUAACGGAAAAUAUUCUUGACCAAUGUGGUAUUUUGAACCAGUUAGCGGCCAUGCGUACGCAGCGGGGCAACUUGAGUAUUACAGCCGUGGAUUUGGGGCUGGAAAACUUUGCUUACUCUCGAUUCUCCUGGGCUGCUAGCGACAAUAUUCCCCGUCUGGUAAAAUGGGACAAAAUACGACUUGAUGGCGCCUUCAUCGAUUUAAAAAUGCAGAAAUUGCAGCUUGCGCCUAAACACAUGGCUCUUUUGGGUCAGAAACUCACAGAGGUGCUGAUGCUAGAUCCGACCGAUGUUUUUGUCAUUGAGCGCCAGCGAACACGUACUCUGGGUUCUGCAAACGUUCCAGAUCCAAUUUUGAAGGUGAAUGCUCUGGAAUAUACACUUUUUGCCUUUCUACGAUCUAAAGCGCUUUACUCAAGACCUGCAGAAUCGCCUGGGCAGCGGCUUGACUACAUUGUUGAAUCCUCAGACCCUAAAAAAAUGACAGAAUACUGGUGCAAUUCUAUACCAACAAAUGCGCUGUUGGAUUCUACUUUUGGUGCUGGUUCGCCGAAGGCUAAGCUUAAAGCUAGAAGUUCUGCCUUAACCAAGAUGCUCAAGAUCGCGCUUACUAAGUCAAUGCUCAUGGAGCGGACGAACCCAAAGUUCGAAGUCCCUGAAAUUAUCAACAAAAACCUAGGUUCGCUCCCGCUGGCUAAAAAGUUCAGUCUUUUCGACCUACUUGGCCUGGGGGAGGCGGCAGGCAAGAGCAAAGAAGAUGACUUGGCGGACUCACUUUUGCAUGGGCUAGCAUGGCUCCAAUGGACAAAAACCUUUGAGGAGCUCAAAAACACUAUUGAGCCAUCUCGCUCUAGUACGCAAGCCCUUGAAAUCUUCAAAGGAUUUGUUGAAACUAAAUCACAAGAGUUAAGUAACUAUUCAAUGUCAUGUAUAUCUCGGUUGUGA
Messenger RNA from Lachancea thermotolerans CBS 6340, 1074 nucleotides. RefSeq names its product cruciform cutting endonuclease. The transcript has a single exon. Gene Ontology annotation, molecular function: Y-form DNA binding; DNA endonuclease activity; crossed form four-way junction DNA binding. Lineage: Eukaryota; Fungi; Ascomycota; Saccharomycetes; Saccharomycetales; Saccharomycetaceae. The coding region runs from base 1 to 1074 and encodes 357 amino acids. Gene Ontology annotation, cellular component: mitochondrion. The record is from RefSeq and is a predicted model, not a curated record.